Messenger RNA from Megalobrama amblycephala (Wuchang bream), 2328 nucleotides. It is a transcript of the gene cpped1, whose product is annotated as calcineurin-like phosphoesterase domain containing 1. Lineage: Eukaryota; Metazoa; Chordata; Actinopteri; Cypriniformes; Xenocyprididae. The coding region runs from base 171 to 1100 and encodes 309 amino acids. The transcript has 4 exons. Gene Ontology annotation, molecular function: hydrolase activity. The record is from RefSeq and is a predicted model, not a curated record.
UUCUCAGACAUUGCUAAUACAUCCCAAACGCAUCGAUUGAAGAACGUACUAUAUUAAGUAACUAAUGCUUUUAUCAGGUUUAGCAACAAACGCCACCAUUUUGUUACUUAGCAGAAAAACCAAAACUCCGCGACUGAACAGUUUAUUGUUGUACACUAUAGUGCGUUUCAAUGGCAGGGGACGAAAGUGUCUUUCUGAGGGCGAAGGAUCGGAGUUAUAAGGGGCUGACAGAAGAUGAACAGAAGGAGUGGAGCGGGCCUUUUUAUUUCAUCCAGGCUGCAGACCCUCAGCUGGGCCUGAUGAAGGCAUGGAGGAUUGGUGACUGUGAUUCAGGAGGCGAUGAAUGGACUGAGGAGAUCCAGCUCACAAAGCAGGCAAUCCAGGCCAUCAACAAACUACAGCCCAGACCUCGCUUUAUGGUCCUGUGUGGAGACCUGGUCCACGCUAUGCCUGGAAAUGAGUUCAGAGAAGAACAGGUUAAGGACCUCAAAGAAGCAUUGAGGGGCACUGACCCUGACAUUCCUCUUGUGUUCGUCAGCGGCAACCAUGACCUUGGCAACACACCCACUCCGGACACCGUGGAGCAGUUCUGCCGUGACUGGGGCGAUGAUUACUUCAGUUUUUGGGUGGGUGGGGUGUUGUGUUUGGUAUUGAACUCUCAGUUCUUCUUCGACUCAUCAGGCUGCCCUGAGUUAAUGGAGGCCCACGAGGUCUGGCUGGAGAGCCAGCUGCAGAGAGCCAUCCAGACCCCCUCCCGCCACGUGCUUGUCUUCCAGCACAUUCCGCUCUUCCUCCGUACGCCCGACGAAGAGGAUGACUACUUCAACCUGCAGAGGGGAAUCAGAGAGUGCUUGAUCCAGAGAUUCAAACAGGCAGGGGUGAAAGCUGUGUUCUCUGGUCACUACCACAGAAAUGCAGGGGGAUGCCAUGAUGGGCUGGAUAUGGUGGUGAGCUCUGCAGUUGGUUGUCAGUUGGGGAAUGACACUCACGGUGUGCGAGUGGUGGUAGUUACUGAAGAUUACAUCAUCCAUCGCUACCAUAGUCUGGAUCAAUUAACCGAAAGAGGAAUGGAUGAAGACCUGAAGAAAUUGUUGGUUUAAAACCACCUCCAGGUCAAUAAUCAUGUAGUUGUGUCUUCAUCUUCAACAUUCAUUAUAGAAACGGAGCCAUUGUUUUUACAUUUAGAGCUUUCAGGUGUUUUUUUUUACAGGAACGAAAAGAGUCUUAUGUUCUGUAUACAUUAGCAAGCAUUAAAAAAUUUCAACCAGUGGCACUUUUGAUCUUUGAUACUCACAUCAUCUGUCUCCACGCUUUAAUCAUGCAAAUGAGUCUGAAAAUUCCUUAAACAGUGAAGUUAAAUCACCUCAUCAUACUAAUGGAGUGAGGAGAUGCUAGGGUACAAUGGUAGUUUAAUAGUGCUGAACAUUUUGGAUGACAGUUUGAUGAGUUCACUCCUUGCUCCUCUCUGCUCAUUACUCUGUUCUGUCUCUGAGAGGAGGGAAGAGGCAAUCUCCAUGGUAACUAUUGAAAGACAUGACUGCGUUGACCGGGACAUCGAGUCACUUGUACUGUGGGUGGAUCACUGAAAACAUAAUUGCUGACCUCACCUCACACUUGGACAAUUGCAGCCGGGUGUGACUUUGACGGCAGGCAUACAGCAAUAAAGACAUUUUAAAUGACCAAGCUCUUGUCUGAAUUCAAUCUGAGACCUUGUAACUUCUUCCCCAGGGCAAUACAUGCUAAAAUUAAACUGAAUGUUUUCCAGUUUUCUCUGGAUCUUUCCAUGUAAUAUUUAUAUGUAAUGUCUAAUGCUAUGAUCAUGGGGCAUUCAAAAGUUUAACCUUUUCAUUAUAAAUGAUGUAAAAGACAUUCAGUUUGAGUGAAAAGUUGAAUUGAAAACUGAACAUGAUUAUCAGAAUGUUUUAGUAUUUUAUUUGUGCUCCUUUGGCUUUAGUGGUGGUGACACUUGAACAUCUGACUCACUAUACAAAAGUGUCCACGUGAUCAAUGUUGCAAAUUUACGGUAACACUACAAUAAUGUCUAAUCUGUUAACUCAUAUGAACGAGUAAUGAGCAGUUUAUUUAUUAACCUUUAUUAAUGUUAGUUAAUAAAAGUACAUUUGUUCAUUGUUUAUGUUUAGAGUACAUUAACUAAUGUUGAUGGACACAACUAUGAUUUAUUGUUGUAGUAAAUGUUAAAAAUAACAUUAAGAUAUUAGUAAAUGCUGGAGUAUUGUUCGUGUUAGUUAAUCUUAACUAGUUAAGUAUGGGAUAAUGUACAUCAAGCCGGUUGUUAUCUCAGAAUAAACCCCGACAGGGUGAUCAGGA